Racocetra persica is the source of this 225-nucleotide messenger RNA. The record is from the annotation of a GenBank genome assembly. NCBI's taxonomy places the organism in Eukaryota, Fungi, Glomeromycota, Glomeromycetes, Diversisporales, Gigasporaceae.
CUAAAUACUAUUGUUGAAAAUACAAAUUACUAUGCCGUAGCAAAAUCGGCAGGUAAAGGGCGUGAGUGGGUUUCUUUAACAGUAGAAGAAUUGUUGAUAUGGUUAGCUCUAUUAAUUUAUAUGGGCAUAUUUAAACUGCCAAGUAAAGAAGACUAUUGGAAAGCGGAUUGGAAAUAUCCUCAGCAUAACAUUACUAAAUAUAUGACAUUAGUUCGAUUCGAACAA